CAAGGAAGAAUAGAAGGUAUCACGUAUGUGAAAAUUCCCGAAGGAACCAACAAAUUAUUCGAAGAGGAGAUCGACCUUUUUGUCAUCACCAAUGACAUCCAUGAGGAGGGAUUAGAAAGGAAAUCGCGAGACCUCACAUGA
Molecule: messenger RNA, 141 nt
Organism: Acaulospora colombiana
Lineage: Eukaryota; Fungi; Glomeromycota; Glomeromycetes; Diversisporales; Acaulosporaceae
Source: the annotation of a GenBank genome assembly